AUGGGUAAGGAACAAGGCUAUCAAUCGUUACCGCACGAAUCCUGCAAGAAAUGGACCAAAAGCAUUUUGCUCACUUUUUGUGCCAGUUUCGUGCUCUGGUCUGUAUGCGAUUCCUCUUCCUGGACAAAUAAUUGGACAGCAGGUAGUCAAUAUUUCGGCCCCGGUCUGCCGUUUACAACUCCAACAACUCACAACGUCACAAUUGUGGAUUUCUACGGUAAACAGCAGACCUCCCCAACAGGAAAUCCUGGCUCGUCGUACUACCAGCACCGCAUUCAACUCAAACCCUCGAUCCCACACACAGUGGCCCGAGAAGACUUCAACGAAUGGCUUCGGCAACAAUCCAAGAUCAGCUUCGAAAGGGUGCUAGCCAACAUCGGAGACACCAAUCUGAACCAAUUGCACACAACAGAUCAAGUAGCAGAAGGUGCUGUCAUCGCAUCACCCUCCAAGCAAUCGCCUGACUAUUUUUACCACUGGAUCAGAGACGGAGCAAUAACCGUCAACACAGUGGUUAACAAGGUCUGGGACGACACUCAGGAUUCACACUCUGGCCUUAAUUAUACUCUCGUCGGCACUGUGCUCAAGUACCUGAAUAACACAUUUGUGCUGCAAAGAACAGAUAACCCAUCGGGAUCUCUGAAUCCUGAUUUUAAAGGACUAGGGGAGCCUAAAUGGUUAGUGAACAGCAAACCAUUCACAGGUAACUGGGGUCGACCCCAAAACGAUGGACCUCCGCUAAGGGUAAUCACCACUUUCAAUUUCCUACAGGUUUUGCACGACUUGGAUCUCAAUAUUGAAAAAGCCAUCAAACUAUACCAAGACGCUACCAACAGCAACCUGCAAUUGGUAUUCGCCAACGACAAGGACUUGUACGACAAGGUCAUCAAGCCGGAUCUGGAAUUCGUGACAACGAAUUGGAAAUCAGAUAGUUUUGAUCUAUGGGAGGAGGUCAAUGGCCAGCAUUUCUUUACCACCUUGACCCAGUUAAAAGCCCUGAAACUGGGAUUGAACUACUUGGUCAAUGUGCAACCAGACUUUGAUGAUAAGUCCAGUCCAUUCUCGGCAACUCUGCAAAACAAUCUCAACGACAUACUAAGUUUUCUUCUGGAGGGCGGUGGAUUCAUCAAUGCCAAUAAAAACUACAUCAUUGAAACACCCGGCAUCUUGGGAAAAAGAUCGGGUCUUGAUAUUGCAGUUUUGAUUGGGUCGAUAUUGACACAUGACGACCGUGGGACGUCCGCGUCGGCCGGCAUCGUCCCUUUUGAUGUUGAAGACAGUGGCAUCUUGAACUCUUUGCAUGGGCUUGUCAAGCAGAUGGAAAUACUGUAUCCCGUCAAUCACCAAAGAGCGAAUGUCAAUCUAGGUGUGGCACUCGGGAGAUAUCCCGAAGACGUCUAUGACGGAGUUGGUACCUCUGAAGGCAAUCCUUGGUUCUUGGCAACAUCGGCUGCAGCUGAAGUUUUUUACAAGGUUAUAUGGCGUUACUACGCUUUGGAAAAGGACUUGGUGAUUCCUAUGGACGGAUGGAAAUCUGAAUUUUGGAGUCGCAUUUUUGACAAGAUCGACUUAACUUCGAAGGACUCUUCUUCCGAAUGGCAAUUGGUCAUACCGUAUGGAUCACCCGCUUUCAAACAAACUAUGGUCUCGCUAUUUACUUUGGGAGACUCGUUUUUAGACAAGGUCAGAGAGCAUGUGAGCGCAGACGGUGAAAUGUCGGAACAGUUGAACAAAUAUACUGGUUAUCUCCAAGGUGCGAGACAUCUGACAUGGUCUUACGGUGCCUUCUGGAGCUCAUGCCGCUGGCGUGCACAGGUGCUCCAGAAGCUCAACAGUGAGGGGGAUGUGAUAUUCUAA
Molecule: messenger RNA, 1857 nt
Organism: Lachancea sp. 'fantastica'
Lineage: Eukaryota; Fungi; Ascomycota; Saccharomycetes; Saccharomycetales; Saccharomycetaceae
Source: the annotation of a GenBank genome assembly